UUGGCCUGAUCUUAAUAUCAAGAAAACAAAAAAGACAGUACUGCCACUGACUCGUUUUCAUCAUGAGCUAUCCUUUUCACCCAAAGAGCAAAGCCUACUGACAAGUGACAUAAAAGUGACAUUAAACAGUAGCUGGGCAGGUUAUUUGCGACUAAAGAUUAGAAGAGCCUUGCUUCUCCUUUCUUUAAGCAUUAAUCUGCUGCUAAAAUGAUUUUGGAUAGGUAAACUUUGUACAAAUCACUCGAUUGAAGUGUACCCCAAAUCCCAGAAUGAACGGAGAGGACGAGCACGAAAUUUGGUUAAGUGGAUGGGAGCAGCAGUGCUGCGAGGCUAUUCAAAAUCAACCAGCUUACGAACAAAGUUUGGCAGCGGAGAAUGAAUAUUUCCAACGACGAGUCUGGACAAGUUUUCAGGACUCCGCUACUGCCAUAGCACAGCUUUAUAGAGGGCUUUUUUAGCCGGUAAACCAAGUCCAAAACAAAACCAUCACCACCAUCACAGCCUUAGAUUGUCUCCUCGGCCACGCAACAUGUCACCACCCCCCAGCCAUAAGGACUCUGGAAAUCCAUCGGCUGACCAAAACUUACACAUGUUUAGAGAGGCACUUACCAAUAGUCGAAGAGGCUGCUCUACUCAUAGUGAAACCGACCUGUGCUCUUUUAUCGCUGGAGAAAUGGCUCGUCAUGGGACUAAAAGAUCGUCAUCUCCCAAUGAUGUACCGAUGGGCAGCCCAACCCUUCCAAAACGAUCUAGAUAUAUGUGACUAGAAGAGCCCAAACGAAUAAACGCACUAUAUCUGUGUUAAGAAAUUACAAAUUCGUCAAUAUUAAGAAACCCAAACAAGUUCAAUGCUGCAAUAAAGGUUCACUUGUUUGGUUUUUAAAUUAGUGACACAUAAUACUUAACUUGUAAAAAUGUACAGAAGUCACCACGCGUCUGUAGUGUUGUAAGGGAGAUAACUGAAAUCUAUUCAAGUAGCAUUAAAUCUUGUUUAAAAGUAUUGCAAAUUGUCAUUGAUUAAAUAAAAAAACUAUAUUGCUUAAUCUAGCAAUCAUUAUUUUUUGUCUAGCAGUCAUUAUUGUUGAAACAAUAUUAAAUUCGUAAAGUUUUUUUUUAAUACGCAUAAGGAAUUUUCAUUUAGUACUUGAUGCGUAAGAUCAUUAGUUAUCUCAUGUGUUGUGCUCAACUACAUUUCGAGGGAAACCGCUGUCAUCGAAGUUGUUUAGUUGAUCAUAAUUAGUUCAGUUUUGUCUAGCUUAUCAAUAAAUAUAUAAAAUAUGUAUGUUCAGCAGGUAGAUAGUAGGCUUUACUUAAUUUUUUCAACUGAUUUUUAUGAUAUUGUCUUAUUUAUUUGUAUUGUGAAUAUACACCAAAUAUAUUGCGUAAGAAAUAGAAUUAUGUAUGAAUAGAUACUUUUUUAAGAGUUGGAAAAAUUAGGUACGAGUAGAAAUCAAUUAUCUUGUCUGAUAUUGAUAUCUUGCGUGAUACGUUUGAAGGAUGAUUGAAAUGGUUGAAAAUCGUUAUUUCUCGUUGUAGAUAGGACAACGUGAAAUAAUGAAAUUAAAUCGAAAUGCCAGGUAAAGACUUGAAUGAAUAUGCCAACUGAAUUAUUCUUAAUCUAUUGAAAAGCAUUACUUUAGACACAAAAUGCCCUACAGACGGUCUAAAUCAAUCUAGUCAUGACGCAUCCUGGAAAUUGAAAAUUACAAUAUUUUUGUUAAGUAGAAGACUAUGGAAUGAAUAUGCCAUAAUAGUACCACAUGCAAUACAUCGGAAGCUACAAGAGCUGCAUAAUCUCAGUUUCUUUUAUCCCAAAUGCAAACAUGUUAUUUAAUAAUCGAAACAUAUUUUUCACUGAAAAUAUGUCAAUUACUUGAAUGAUUUCUUUAUAAUUAGUCGCACAUUAGGAAGGUCGAAAACAUUGAAAACUAUAUGUUGCUACAAAAAUUAUUCUGAAACGUUUAAUGUGGUUAAUUGCAUUUUUCCAGUCGAAAAUUUGUUUAGAUUGUUAAAUCCUUAAUCAUUCUUAUUUGUUAUAUCAAUAAAGUUGCCAAAAGCGAUAUACACACAUCACAAUUUCCCAAAUUAUUAUUUGAGGAGCAGGAUAUUUUCUGUAGCGUACAAUUUUUAAUAUGGCGAAAUUGACGUAGGGUAUGUAAAAUUCAUAUAUCUUGGUUUUCUGAGCCUAGGAAAAAUCGAAAGAAACUCGAUUAUUUCGGAAAUGUUUCAAGGAAACCAGAAUAUGUCUGCUUUUAUUCUGUAUGUAGGGUGAUCAUGAAAAAAAAAAUUUCAUUUUGAUUUGGUCGCCCUAUCUGUCUGUAUGCUUUAAGAACGCUUCUCAGUUCACAAUGAAAAGUACUAAUUGAUAGUUAGAAUGAAGAAAUCAGAAUGUUUUUUGCUUUAUUUUUUAAAUAUGAAUAAGCACAAAUCAUUUUGAAUUGUUACUGUUAAUUUAUUUGUAAGUUGUGAUUAUUAUAGUUUCUGUUUUUUUUGACCUAAAACUUUAUCUGAAAUUGUUUUCCUUUUUUCCGAUCGUGCUAUUAAUGUUUAUUAUUUAUUUUACCGGAGUAAAUAAUUUCAUCAACACUCGUUUACUACACUUACUGGUUAACGUAUUUUUAGUUUAUUUUUGUACAAUCAAAUUGUAAAUCUUUAUUCAUAAUUAAAAGUUAUUAAUGAAUA
Molecule: messenger RNA, 2682 nt
Organism: Dendroctonus ponderosae (mountain pine beetle)
Lineage: Eukaryota; Metazoa; Arthropoda; Insecta; Coleoptera; Curculionidae
Product: telomere attrition and p53 response 1 protein
Source: RefSeq, a predicted model, not a curated record